GCGUUGUUAUAUGUUUGUAAAACGACCUGUUGUGAGUUUACUUCACAUAUGUGAAUGUAUAGUAUAAAUUUCUGCGGCUGCUAGCCGAGUGCUGCUACCGCUGAGUAGGCCUCGGUAGGCGGCAGCCAUUUUAGCUCCCUGUAAAUAAGCUGUUAGCCUCGAAACACAAUGCAGCGUCGAAUAUGCAACAAUAUAGUUGGAGAUAUAAAGCAAACGAGUUAAUUAAGGCAUUUGGGAUUCGCUUCGUCUGGCUGUCUGUUUUUGUUUGUUUGUUUUUUAAGUUUCCGUUAGCAUAACCUGCAAAUCCAGCGCAGGAAGUAGGCCAAGCUCUCAAUUCGUUUAUACAGUCAUGCAUCGUGACUGUCCCCUUGACUGCAAGGUCUACGUUGGAAAUCUCGGAAACAAUGGAAACAAGACAGAGUUAGAAAGAGCAUUUGGCUACUAUGGUCCUCUCCGGAGUGUUUGGGUGGCCAGGAACCCCCCAGGCUUCGCCUUUGUAGAGUUCGAAGAUCCCAGAGAUGCAACUGAUGCCGUGCGGGAGCUUGAUGGAAGGACUUUGUGUGGCUGUCGGGUGCGUGUGGAGUUAUCUACUGGCGAGAAGCGUAGCCGCACUCGAGGCGCUCCCCCUUCAUGGAGCAGGCGUCCUAGAGACCGAGACGACUACAGGCGGCGUAGCCCACCACCCAGACGCAGAUCCCCACGCAGGAGGAGUUUCAGCCGCAGCCGUAGCAGGUCUUUCUCCAGAGACAGGAGGAGAGAGAGGUCCCUCUCCCGGGACAGGAACCACAAACCUUCGAGAUCCUUCUCUCGAUCAAGAAGGUACUUGUACACCUUGAACUGUGUGAAGAUUAUUUCAGUCCAUUAAAGUAGGGUUGUUAGCGACUCAUCAAAUAGACAAACAUUAUUUAUUUAAAUAAAAUAUUGGGAUAUUAAUUUACAGUGACAGUGUUGGUUCAUAGCUGACCAAACUGAGAUAAAGUCAGCUCGACUGAAAAGCCAUCCAACACCGGAUACUCCUGUCAAGGCUGCCUCCUAAUCCAGAGCAAGCAAAUGUCUCCAUCCCACCAGUAAAAAAACAGGACAGCCACCUUCUUAAAAAAAA
This is a messenger RNA of Haplochromis burtoni (Burton's mouthbrooder), 1102 nucleotides long. It is a transcript of the gene srsf3b, whose product is annotated as serine and arginine rich splicing factor 3b. The record is from RefSeq and is a predicted model, not a curated record. Gene Ontology annotation, biological process: mRNA splicing, via spliceosome. NCBI's taxonomy places the organism in Eukaryota, Metazoa, Chordata, Actinopteri, Cichliformes, Cichlidae. Gene Ontology annotation, molecular function: RNA binding. The transcript has 5 exons. Gene Ontology annotation, cellular component: nuclear speck. The coding region runs from base 350 to 865 and encodes 171 amino acids.